AUGCCACCAGCACCCUACGACUCAGAACCAGAUGUCUGCUUGAUUUGUUUGAAUGAGUUCAAAUUGAAGGUCGGAUGUAUCGUUCUUCCAUGCGCUCAUCUCUUUCAUGCUGAAUGUAUCUUUAAAUGGUUUAAUCAAAAUGUUGCUUGUCCUAAUUGCAUUUUUACGAUCUACGAGGAGGUUCCGAACCAUUUCCCAAGCAAAGAUACCGACUCGGAGGAUGAAUCAUCUUCAAGCUCUUCUUCAAGCUCUUCAUCAUCAUCAAGCUCUUUGCAAUCAUCAAGUUCAUCAUCCUCUAGGUCAUCAUCGUCCGACACUCAACAUCGUCCUCGAGUUCAAGAUCGCUUUCAGGCUCCUCAUUGUCCUCGAGGUCAUCAUCAAUUUCACACUGGACAUCUUCCUCACGUUCGAGAUCGCCUUCAGGUUCAUCAUUAUCCUCAAGUUCAUCAUUAUCCUCAAGGUCUGCAUUUUCAUCAAGCACCGGGUCAUCAUGAUCCCGUUCUUCGAAUAGGGAUAAUACUGCUGCGCCAUGAGCAAGGUGCUCCAGGCAAAACUCGACAUUUCAAAGACUACAAACAUCGUUUAUCUCUUGACCACGAGAAACUCAAUUUAUAUUUGCGAAAGAAGAUGCUUCAAGAUGCCAAGUUAUUUUUGUGUGGCAAGGUACAAGACUCCAGAACUGAACUUCAACUAUAG
Molecule: messenger RNA, 696 nt
Organism: Melampsora larici-populina 98AG31
Lineage: Eukaryota; Fungi; Basidiomycota; Pucciniomycetes; Pucciniales; Melampsoraceae
Exons: 9
Coding region: 1-696 (231 amino acids)
Biological process (GO): sugar mediated signaling pathway
Molecular function (GO): ubiquitin-protein transferase activity
Source: RefSeq, a predicted model, not a curated record